Pochonia chlamydosporia 170 is the source of this 1989-nucleotide messenger RNA. RefSeq lists its product as hypothetical. The record is from RefSeq and is a predicted model, not a curated record. The transcript has 5 exons. Bases 1 to 1989 code for a protein of 662 amino acids. Lineage: Eukaryota; Fungi; Ascomycota; Sordariomycetes; Hypocreales; Clavicipitaceae.
AUGCGAUAUCCAAUAAUUCAUAAUACACGCGCAGAUACCUCGCCACUACUUACUGUCUUUUUGCAAGUCCGAACGAGGACUGAACGCUUUAUUAACGUGGGCGAAGAUCCAUGGAGCACACCACAAUAUUGGAGCACAACACAACAUGAGCAGUUUGCCUCCGACCUCAUUGACGAGAUCCAGCAUAGAUACGACUCCAGUGGCCCUGGUCGUUGCCAUGAACGCACCGUCGAGGAGCUCAUCGCCGGCUACAAGAGGACUAAUAUCCACCCUAUAUCUUCAGUCACGGCCGUUCAGGGCUCUUUGAACUCCGCCGUACAGUUUGUGCAACGCUCGGCGGCCCGACCUACACCUUGCGAGUCUUGUCCAUCGCUCGAGAACGACCACAGCGACAGUGGACAAGACUCAUCCAAUGCCUCAAUUUCACUGGAACACGCUUCCUCGUCGCCCGCGGCCUCGAUAUGUCCGCCGACACUGCCCGAUCCUCCCAUCUUUGCUUCCAUCCGACAAGUCCUAGCCUCAGACCCAUCUUAUGCAGAAGAUGUCAUUUCUGCUGUGAGCAAGCUACCACAUCACAGCCACAACCUCCUUAUGCAUUCCGAAACCGAAUGCGCCGGUGGCUCGCCGUCUGCUCCCCCGAAAUCAUCCGCAGGGUCAUCCAAGAAGCGGCGGAGGUCGGAUGAUAACUCGAAUGACAACGGAAGCCGUGGCGAUCAGCCGGCCGGUGAAACUGGCGGUGGAAAACGUGAAGGAGAGACUGGCGGAGGGGCCGGUGGAGGCAGUGGAACGGGACCGGGCAACAACGGGGGAGGUGAUGACCCCCCCCGUAAUAAGAAGCGGAACAAGGACAAGAAGCGCCGUUGGAUUUAUCCAUAUUGCCUUGCAUACCCCGAGAUUCGCGGAAUCUUUGUGCUAACUCUGAGCAGGACUCACCUUAAGAAGCAUCAUUCCCCAAAUGCAAAAAGUGAUGACCCGAAUGCAAAGGACAAUGCACGGUUCUACAUGGACUCCACACAGUUGACCAACGUUCUAGAAAGGAUUGACUCAUACAAGGAGCGCCCCCGAGAGUUGGCGACGUGGAUCUCUUAUUGGAAGGCUCUCUUUAUCGACGUCUGGUAUAUCAUCUUUCCCAAGGAGCGAUUCCCUCACUUUAAGGAGCCUCUCUCCCCUUUUUACUUCGAUAGCGGUGAGAUUGAGAAUCUCGGCCAACAUCUUUCGCGACAGGCGGGAGCGUUGGUGGAGCCGAUUUACGAUGCCAGAGCGGUCCGAGCCGUCAAGACCAAAGCUGUUGCAUCAAAACAAGAUUUCCGUCCUAGCGAACAAGAAACCAAGGAGAUGAUGUCAGAGGCUAUCGCCAUCGCCUUGCUCAACUCGCCAGUCGCUAUCGGGGCUACCCAAUGGCUCGCCCGUGCUUCUCCACAGACGCUGCAAACCGCCGUGGGACAGUACGGAGGCGUGCCGAGCGGGGCCAACGACAAAAGGCCCGCGACACCAUCUUCAGCAACAGUCCCCAGAACGCCCGAGUCCGCCCCCAUCGGCCAAAAUGCUGUACAAGCGGCCACUUCCGUCCUACCCACGGUCCCGUUGACUUUAUUCCCCAAUGGGACUCGAGUCACCAUGGACUUAUCCUCGAUCUACACAAAUCCACUGCACACCGCUUAUCAAGUGGGACAGCUCACUCUGCCGCCGACAGUCUACGUGGCAAGCAUGAGCCAAGUACCGUUGCAGCCCCCAUCUACGGCUCCGGUAAUGGCCAUCUCGGACACAACAGCAAACGUCACUUCGCCGGCUAUGGAGGCCACGUUGGGUACCGAUUGGCGAACAUCAAUACAGCUGCCUGCGGGGCAGGGUGCUUUUAUGCAACAAGUUCAAGAAACGCCGCUGGGUCAAGAGCAGACUUGUCAGCAAUCAAUAUUGAUUGAUGAGGCCAGUAUUGAUAUUGAUAUCGAAGAUUUGGCCAAUAUUGAUAUUGAUAUUGAUAAUUAUUGA